CCAGUCGCCACUCGCCAGUACACUCGACGCACUCCCACUCUAUUUAUGUCGCUAGCUAGCAGCGCUGGAUCACUUGGUCACUAGUCACUUCCAACCAGAGCUUGCGGAGCCAGCGUUCCAAAGCUCUCCUGCGAUCGCGGCGCGUCUGGCUGCGGGUGGCUGCUCGGAUGGGGCGGUCGCCGUGCUGCGAGAAGGAGGCCGGGCUGAAGAAGGGCCCGUGGACGCCGGAGGAGGACCAGAAGCUGCUCGCCUACAUCGAGCAGCACGGGCACGGCUGCUGGCGCUCGCUGCCGGCCAAAGCCGGGCUGCGGCGGUGCGGCAAGAGCUGCCGGCUCCGGUGGACCAACUACCUGCGGCCGGACAUCAAGAGGGGCAAGUUCACCCUCCAGGAGGAGCAGACCAUCAUCCAGCUCCACGCACUCCUCGGGAACAGGUGGUCAGCGAUCGCGACGCACCUGCCGAAGCGCACGGACAACGAGAUCAAGAACUACUGGAACACGCACCUCAAGAAGCGGCUCGCCAAGAUGGGCAUCGACCCGGUCACACACAAGCCCCGCGCCGACGCGGCGGGCGCCUCGUCGACGGCCUCCGGCGCGCGCUACAGGGCCGCAGCGCAUCUCAGCCACACCGCGCAGUGGGAGAGCGCGCGACUGGAGGCCGAGGCGCGCCUGGCGCGAGAGGCCAAGCUGCGCGCACUCGCCUCGCCGCCUCCGUUCGCACCAGCGCCAGCGGCCAGCGGGCUUGAGUCGCCGACGUCGACGCUGAGCUUCUCCGAGAGUGCGCUGUUCGCCAGCGUGGCUCACGACAUGCACGUCGCGGCGCGCGCGCCCGUUCAGCCCGCGCGCUCUUACGGGGAGGCGUUCGGAGAGCAGCAACGCUUCGGCGACGCCGCCACGCCAGGGUUCCUUGCCGGAGUACUUCUUGACUGUUCUGUUGCCGGCGCGGAACAGAGGUUCGCAGCCACAUCGACAGACGCUAGCGUCGGUGAGCAGGAGGAGGAGGACAAGGGCUACUGGAGCAGCAUAUUUAGCAUGGUCAACUCGUCCAUGACGUCGUCUUCUUCGUCCUCGUUGACUUCCGAUGCGGUUACGGACCCGGCGAUGUACUUACCGCCGGCGGCAGAGUUCCGAGUGUUCGACAACUAAUUUGAAUGCUUGCACUCACGCAGUAGGGCCUGUGGCUGUCGUGCAAUGAACUUGUGCUAAUAUUACUUUGUUAAGGAUGUUGCUAGGUUAAUUUCGACGUGUUUUGAUUUAGUCUAUGUGCAAUAAGCAUGUACUGAUUUUGUUUGUAUUUGUCUAUGUGAUGCAGUUUAAUCAACAAAGAAUAGUGUUAACGCUGA
Phragmites australis (common reed) is the source of this 1342-nucleotide messenger RNA. Its product is annotated as transcription factor MYB16-like. The record is from RefSeq and is a predicted model, not a curated record. The transcript is spliced from 3 exons. The coding region runs from base 168 to 1145 and encodes 325 amino acids. NCBI's taxonomy places the organism in Eukaryota, Viridiplantae, Streptophyta, Magnoliopsida, Poales, Poaceae.